Molecule: messenger RNA, 3750 nt
Organism: Symbiodinium sp. CCMP2456
Lineage: Eukaryota; Dinophyceae; Suessiales; Symbiodiniaceae
Source: the annotation of a GenBank genome assembly
AUGCCGGAGACCAUGGCAGAGCUAUGGCAGAGGCGCGAGUAUUAUCGGCGGCCCAGAUACCUCAAGCGCUGUAUGGAGGAAAACCCGACGGCAUUUCUGACUGCCACGAUGAUCGGUUCCUUGGCCCUGGUGGUCACAAUGAUCGUCUGCAUUCGUCACUCACGUGCGCUGGAUGCCAGGCCGUUUUGCUUGCUUCGGACCUCGUACCAUGGGAUGCUAGCCUUCCCCACCGUCUGGGCCUUCUUCUGCUGGCUGACGCUCUUCACCCCGCUGUCAACGCCCAUUGCCGAACUGUUCAUGGGCCAAGGUGAGGCCUUUGCUAUCUAUUCUUUCAUCGGGAUUCUCUUCAUGCUGGUAUCUGUGGAGGCCAUGAAGCAAGGAGAAGGCGCAGAGAUUGACGAAGCUUCGUCACGGACGUCCCAGGUUUCUCUGCGCCAGAGCAUCAUCCAGAUCCUGCAGAAGUUUGGGCCGCAGAAAUACUUCGCCGUGCCUCCCUUCGGAUGUUGCUUCAGGCUCUGUGUUCAACCACACCAUAUCACAGCAAAGCAAUUGCUCUGGGUCUCCAGACUCGUGAGGCAAUAUGUGGUCAUGCAGGUUUUCGUGAAUGCCUACUUCAUGUGGGCUCGAUUCACAUUGGAUCCAUACUGGGAGGUUGAUGCUGUGGCGGAUCCCCUCUUGAAAGUUUCAGGCAUGGUCGCCAUGUACGGCCUCUUUGUGAUGUAUGCGGCUACGCACGAGUUGCUGCAUCGCUGGAACACCACCAAGAAAUUCAUUUCCGUCAAGGCCAUGGUCGCUCUGAGCAUUCUGCAACAAAAGCUGCUUGGGCUCCUGGUGCCACUGCUGGCAGAGGAGAAGAACUGUUGGGUGGAUCCAGAGCACCCUGACGAGACGGAGCGCCUCGUGCAUUUCUGGGUCACUUUCGCCACCUUGCUGGAGACAGUUGUAAUGUCGUGGCUUAUUGUCUCGGCUUUCCCUGCUUCAGAGGUGGCUGACUAUCCCAUUAAGCAUCUGGACCUGCUGGAGCUCGAGCUGCGGCAGAUCCAUGUCAAUGCCGAACCGGCAACUGCCGGCAUGAGCGCUGAAGCAUGUGCGGCAUGUUGUGAUACGGACUGGUGCGCCUGCGACCAUCGGGUGUGCAACUGUCAGGCUCACUUCCGCCAGCGAGGCAUUGCCGUUCCCAAAGAUGCAGCUGAGGCGUUCGAAGCUGCGCAGGCAUCCCGCAUCGCUGCAGGUGGCGCAGCCGGGGAGGAGGAGCUCGGUGACGCCUGGCGCGCUGAGCUGAAUUGGCGGACAGCGGAGCUACCGCGCUGGCGGCCUGCCCUGGAGGAGGACCUCGAGGUGCGAAACUCCACGCUGCCCGGCGCCGGCCGAGGCCUCUUUGCAGCCAGGGCCCUCCCGAAGGGGACCGUCCUGCCGCCCUACGGCGGGCAGCAGCUCACCUACCGCGAGGUAGGCCUCCGGGAGUUCAGCGAGGGCAUGACCUACACAUGGUGCCCACUCCGGAAUGGAGCUGCGAUGCUGGAAAUGACUCCACAAGAGCUUAUCGAGGGCCCCAAAGCUCAACAACUGGCCUACUGCGUGGACAGCCGAAUAGCUUCGGAGGGCAAUCCCGCGCGCUUCGUGAAUGGAGCUUCAAGCUCGGAUCAGUGUGCCUUGGUAAACGUGGCUCGUUUGGCAAGUGAAAAUGUGCGAGCUGGGGCAGGUACUUCCGCACGACCCGGCCCGUCCCUGCAGGAAAGCAGUUCGGGUGCGAGUGCCCUGCGCUUUGCAGAGGGCUAUCCCGAGGUGUCGAGGUUCCUUCGCUUGCAUCUACCGGAUCUGCCUUGCGCGGCGCCUGCGAACAACACGGAUAUGCUGCCCACUCCACCCCAGGCAUCGCCUGUGCCGGAGGACAGCGCUCCCGCUGCCAGCGAGUUUCCACCCUGGCUUCAAGGCGCGGAGGACAGGCCGUCGGAAUCUCCCUCGCCACCUUCGCGACAACGUCAUUGCAGACCUGCUCCGGCAUUGUCGCUCCGAGAGGCUGCCGCAAUGCACAGUCCCAAGGCCGUGUCUACGGCACUGGCCAAGCUCUUACCCGGAGGAGGGGAAGGCCUUCUGAACCAGACCGAUGCAGAUGGCUACACUGCGCUCCACUUGUGCUUGCUCUCGCCGCCGUUGUCACAGGAGCGUCUGGCCUGCGAGGCACAGGAGGAGACGGUCCGGCUGUUGCUCGCAGCCCGGGCAUCUCCGAAUUGUCCUGGACAGCAAGGUGAGCUCCCUUUGCAACUGGCUGCUACCCUGGCGUUCAACUGCAAGCAGAUUCUUCGGCUCCUGCUGCAGGCGAAAGCCACCGUGGACGGAGAUGCGACUGACGAGGAUGCGAUCCUCAGGCGCUUGCGCGCGCCCAAAACCAGGACGAAGCCGGCUUCCGCAAGGUCUGAGCUCAAAGAUGCGGACGUGCUGCUGCGUGCAGCAGAGGCGCAUGAUGCCGCACGAGUCGUCGAGCUUCUGGAGUCAGCUAGGGAUGCAACCCUCGCCGACCUGGAGGAUGCAGAUGGACACCGCCCGCUGCACCGAUGUCUCCUUGCCCCUCCCUGCGAGGGCCGAUGGUCGGCACUUUCCCAGACGAUGAAAGCCCUGCUGGCCGCUCGCGCCUCACCGAACGCAGCGAGUCGCGAUGCCGAGUCCCCGCUGCUGCUGGCAGUCAGAAGUCUCGGCGGCGCAACCGGAGACGAAGGUCACAGAUUGCAGAUACUUCGUCAACUUCUGAAGGCGAGUGCAGACAGCAAUCAGGGCGACCACCAGGACACGACCCCUCUCAUGGAGGCUGUCCGAGUCGGUGACGCCGAGGUUUGCCAGCUACUUCUGGACCGGGGCUGUGCCGCAGAUCGCUGUGGUGGUGCACGCGGUCUGUCAGCGAUCGACGCGGCCUGGCUGCCCGGGUCCGCACCGGCCGUGCGUGCAGUGUUCGAAGCGCAGGGCUUGAAACCUGGCGGGAGUCGCGAGGCACAAGAAACCAACCUCGACGAAGCCCAAAGCAAGGUGACCCUGCGCCACGUGACUACGCUUCUGGAGCGGACUGUUUGCGUGCCCGUGAAUGCCUGCAUCCGGGAUGUGAAGAAACUCAUCGUCCGCCUCACGAAUCGAGGCUCCUGGCGUCGUGUCGCCCUGCUGUCUGAGUGCGGCAGAGCGCUCUGCGACAGCGACGGCUUGGGGGGAAGAGUACUGCUGCUGGUCGCCGACGCCCGGUCCGUGGAGGCGCAGAAGGCGGCGGAGGAGCUCCUGCCAGAAGAGGAGCGUUGGCCAAAGUGGAGCCAAGAGGAUCUCAGCCUCGAGGCAGCACGACGCGGUAUCGACCUACAGCCGUGCGGAGAGGCGCCGACGCGCGAGAGCCUCCUGGCCUGCCUCUUGCAGGUGAAGAAGUGGGAGUCGCAGCCUUCAGCCGAGCUGCGGGCCGAGGCACUACGUCGCGGGCUUCCCGGCGAGUCAUCGCCGGAUCGCGGGGAGCUUUUGGAGCUGCUCCUGCAAGACCUCUGUUGGGAGCACAUGGGCCAGGAAGCGCUCGCAGAGGAGUGCAGGGCUCAGGGCAUCGCUCAGCCGGAGGCACAGGAAACAACUUUGCUGCUUCGUGCAAUGCGCAGCCGGUUGCGCCAGGCCCUGCGCUGGUCGACGCUGGACAUGGAGAAGUUGCGAGAGGCUUGCGAAAUGCGGCACAUGCCUACUGAAGGCUGCACGCGCUCGCAGCUCUUGGACGCCUUGAAGACCUUCAAG